Myxocyprinus asiaticus (Chinese sucker) is the source of this 5842-nucleotide messenger RNA. RefSeq names its product STE20-like kinase a (gene slka). Bases 729 to 4259 code for a protein of 1176 amino acids. Gene Ontology annotation, biological process: protein phosphorylation. Lineage: Eukaryota; Metazoa; Chordata; Actinopteri; Cypriniformes; Catostomidae. The record is from RefSeq and is a predicted model, not a curated record. Gene Ontology annotation, molecular function: protein serine/threonine kinase activity; ATP binding. The transcript is spliced from 19 exons.
GCUUCCAGUUACUAUCCAAACGCACGCGCCUUGCGUCCUCCGCAACAUCCUGAAGAAGUUUGAGUCACGAGAGACCGUUGAUCAAGGCGCUAGGCGUUAACGUUAACUGGCCUGCUGAUGUUUUGCGGUGUUAUUGGUUUUAUCCAAAUGGUUGCGGCUGGUUGAGCUGUAACACACACCCCUCUUGUGCGGAGUAGACUGAGGAGCUCGAGCAGGAGUUUGGUCAUCAGCAUCCGCUCCGCGUUUUUACUGUGUGCUGGCUACUUAUCGACCUCUACCUUCAUGGAUUUUAUUUUACAGUAGAUUUUUUUUUUAAGACACGUUUUAAUAAGCAAGGCUUGUUUGACUGCGGGACUGUCUUUAAUCAGAAGGGCGAGCUAAAUAUAGAGGAAUAAGCACAUGUAGCCGUUGAAAAGCUAGCCGAGGAAGUGUUCUGUUUCUUUUCCAUCCCUGUAUGGUGGAAGGAGUCGCCUAGAUUGAUUAAUUUCGUAGACAUACAGUUAUGGAGAUGCUGAAUGUCACAUAAGGGCUGGUGUUUGACGCUUUCCGAGAGACUAAUAGCUUCGCCGUCAUCAAUUCGAGCUGUAACUGUAGUUAAAUGAGUUAGCUGGGGAUUGACCAUCCACCGCUAGCCCAUUAGCCAACUCCCUCGAGUGAUUAGUUUGUUACAGUUUAUGUUGCGUCAGUUAAGUCAUUUUAACCACAAACUCUUAGAUUGCAUUUAGACGAUGUCCUUUUUUAAUUUUCGGAAGAUUUUUAAGCUGGGCACUGAGAAAAAGAAGAAACAGUAUGAGCACGUUCACAGAGACGUCAAUCCUGAAGAGGAGUGGGAGAUCGUGGGAGAACUUGGGGAUGGAGCCUUUGGGAAAGUCUACAAGGCUCAGAACAAGCAGACCGGGAUCCUGGCUGCAGCUAAAGUGAUCGAUACCAAAACAGAAGAGGAGCUAGAGGACUACAUGGUGGAGAUUGACAUCCUCGCCUCAUGUGAUCAUCAGUACAUUGUCAAACUGCUGGAUGCCUUCUAUUAUGAGAACAAACUAUGGAUUCUCAUUGAGUUUUGUGCCGGAGGGGCAGUGGACGCUGUUAUGUUGGAGCUGGAGCGGCCACUAACAGAGCCUCAGAUCCGGGUUGUGUGUAAACAGACGCUGGAGGCGCUGGCUUACCUCCAUGAGAAUAAGAUUAUUCACAGGGACCUAAAGGCUGGAAAUAUUCUCAUUACCACAGAUGGGGACAUCAAAUUGGCUGACUUUGGGGUGUCUGCAAAGAAUACAAAGACUCUACAGAGAAGGGACUCUUUCAUUGGAACUCCGUACUGGAUGGCUCCUGAGGUGGUGAUGUGCGAAACGUCGAAGGACAGGCCGUACGACUACAAAGCGGACAUCUGGUCCCUGGGGAUCACUCUGAUCGAGCUGGCACAGAUCGAGCCGCCCAACCACGAGAUGAACCCAAUGAGAGUCCUGCUAAAAAUAGCUAAAUCUGAGCCCCCCACGCUCGCAUCUCCAUCACGAUGGUCUCCAGAGUUCAGUGAUUUCCUAAGGAAGGCUCUGGAUAAGAACCUAGACAACAGGUGGAACUCUAUACAGCUCCUACAGCAUCCAUUUGUUUCGAAUGUGGCAGAUAAUAAACCAUUGCGAGAGCUGAUUGCUGAGGCCAAAGCGGAAGUGGUUGAGGAGUUUGAGGAUGGAAAAGAGGAAGACGAGGAAGAAGAGCCUGAGGCUCAGCUGGCAGUGCCUGGUCACAAACGUGCAUUCUCAGACACCAGCGUCGGCAGCUCAGAGGAUGAGAGACAAUAUCAGAACACACCGACUCUUGAGUUGGUCACAGAGAGGGCUGAACCUGAGCGAAAACCCAGUUCAGAGAACCAAGCUAGUGACAAAACCUCAGACAUGGUGGUGGACACCAGCAAGCACAGCCAUGCUGAGGAUGAGAAGAUGAAUGGGGCUAGUGUGUCAGAUGCUGGCACUGAGAACUCACGUUCUGGUGAGGAAUCUGUACCUAAACAAGAAGAGUCUCCUACACAAAUGACCACCGAAAUAGAGAUUUCUGAUCAGCCAAACCUUCCAGCAUCAAACGACACUGAAACUGUCCUCCAAGAGAUUGUGACGGUCAGUGAGGAGACUGGAGAGAAAGAGAAGAAAGUGAAGGUGAAGGAGCCAGAAGAGAAUAAAGAAGAAGAGCAUGAAGAAACGCAACAUGAGAAGGAGGAAACCAAAACACAAAUCACCACAGACGAAGAAAAGGAAUGUACUCAGAUUUCACAAGUAGCUGAACCAGAGAACAAACCUGACAGUGCUAUUGAAGAAGCCAUCACCGAAGCAACUGAAAGUAGAGCAGAUGUUUCAGGAAAGACUGAAGACAAAAUUGUGAGUGAGAAAGCAGAUAAGAAGGAACAGGAGGAAGAAGAAAAAGCAGUAACCUCACCAGAUGUCCCUAUAGAAGAUGUGAAGGAGGCACAAACAGUAAUCUCCACAGAUGUUCCUACAGAAGAGGUAAAAGUGGAACUCCCUCAGGAGUCAACAGAGGAGGUUGAGAAAUCAGAACAUGAAGAGGUCAAGCCUGUUGUGCCUGUGAAUAUACCAUUUGAGAUGGAGAAGGGGGUAGAUUUAGUAGAAGAGACCUCUGUGAAUGAAUUGCCUGUAGUUGUCAUCAACGGCAUGGAAAAAAAGGAGGGCAGCGCAACAGAAGAACCUCAAGAAGCCAUAGAAGACAGACCAGAGGCCCAGGAAGCACCUACCUUGCCCGAGAGUCACGAGAAAUCAGCUGAGGUGAAGCCUGAUAAUGAAAAGGAGAAAGACUCUGACUCAGGCAGCAGUUCUGCUGCAGAUACUAACAGCAUUGACAUCAAUCUCUCAAUCUCUAGCUUCCUAUCGAAAAGCAAAGAGGGAUCAAUUUCUAUACAGGACACCAAGCGUCAGAAGAAAACUCUGAAAAAGACCCGUAAGUUUAUGGUUGACGGGGUGGAAGUGAGCGUCACCACAUCAAAGAUUGUCUCCGAAAAUGAUACCAAAAGCGAGGAACUGAGAUUUUUGAGGCGUCAGGAGCUCCGAGAACUGAGGCUGCUGCAGAAGGAGGAGCAAAGAGCUCAACAGCAGCUCAGUAACAAACUCCAGCAGCAGAAAGAGCAGCUCUUCAGACGCUUCGAACAGGAGAUGACGGGAAAGAAGCGUCAGUAUGACCAAGAGGUGGAGAACCUUGAGAAACAGCAGAAACAGACCAUAGAACGUCUGGAGCAGGACCACACCAACCGGCUGAGAGAUGAGGCUAAGAGGAUCAAAGCAGAGCAGGAUAAGGAGCUCUCAAAAUUCCAGAACAUGCUGAAGAACCGCAAAAAAGAGGUCAAACAAGAGGUUGGACUGUCCCCCAAACACAUAAGAAAAGAGCUCAUGAAACGCGUAAAGGAAGACCUAGCAGUCGUUCAACAGGAAGAGGAGCAAGAGUUUCUUCAGAGGCAGCAGCAAGAACUGGAUGGAGCUCUAAAGAAGAUCAUCCAGCAGCACAAACUAGAGAUUGCAACUAUAGAAAGAGACUGUCUUAACCACAAGCAGCAGCUCAUGAGAGCUCGAGAAGCAGCCAUGUGGGAGCUGGAGGAGCGCCACCUGCAGGAGAAACACCAGUUGCUGAAGCAGCAGCUGAAGGACCAGUACUUCAUGCAGAGACAUCAGCUCCUCAAGAGGCAUGAUAAGGAGAUGGAGCAGAUGCAGGGUUAUAACCAGCGGCUGAUAGAGGAGAUGAAGAACAGGCAGGCACAGGAGAGAGCUCGGCUGCCGAAGAUCCAGCGUGGCGAGGCAAAGACCCGCAUGGCAAUGUUUAAAAAGAGCCUGCGGAUCACUGGCACAGGAACACCAGAGCAGGACAGAGAGAAGAUCAAACAGUUUGCAGCUCAAGAGGACAAGAGACAGAAGAAUGAGAGACUUCAUCAGCAUCAGAAACAUGAGAACCAGAUGAGAGACCUACAGUUACAGUGUGACUCCAACAUCAGAGAACUUCAACAGAUGCAGAAUGAGAAAUGCCACCUGCUGAUUGAGCAUGAGACUCAGAAGCUGAAGGAGCUGGAUGAGGAACACAGUCAGGAGCUGAAAGACUGGAGGGAGAAGCUUCGGCCCAGAAAGAAGGCUCUGGAGGAAGAGUUCACACGGAAACUGCAAGAACAGGAAGUCUUCUUCAAAAUGAGUGGAGAGUCUGAAUGUCUCAACCCCACUGCCCAGAGCAGAGUCUCUAAAUUCUACCCCAUUCCCAGUGUUCACUUCUCUGACUCUUAACAUUCACCGCUUAGCUUUACCUCAAGCAAAGAACUUGAUUGCUGUUCAAAGGUAUGAGAUCAGAAUACAUGCAUGGGGUUAAAAUGAAAUACUGUAGUAUAUAUACACAAGUACCUUUUGAAAUAUCUUUUAACAAUGAAGGACAAACCUUAUGCAUUACCAUGACAUACUCCUUUUGCCACACUGAAUCCAAUGGAUUAACAUUUUAGUUUUCUGUUAGUUGUCUUCUGGUGAUGUUUAUUUGUGCUUGAGACAAUGACAAAUGAAUGGAUACACUCCAUGGCAAUAUCAUCUUGUCUUUUUGGAAUAAAAAUAGCCUUGAUGCAAAGCCGCAAAACAAGCAUGACCUUAUAGCCACGGUAAACACUGAAACGUUGGGAGAGGUUACAUUUUAAAAAACAAAACGUGGACACUAGUCAACGUUAUGCAAUUCUAUAAAUGUUCAAAUUGCAGAGCUAGCUAAAUUAGCUUCAUGCUGAAUCAGCUGUUAUUUGUUGUAUUUCUUUCAUUCUUCUGUUUGGCAUGUUUAUCUGUUAUUAACGUCCAUGCAAAUUUACUUUUAACAUAAACUCUUAGUAAAGUCAUAUUUGCUCUUUGCGUUUGGAUGGUUUGCAUUAUGGUUAAUUUGCAGUCCCUGGAAACUCAAGGAAUGUAAACUGUAAAAUGACAUUGCACACUUGAUAACAAAUUGAACUUAUGCAGUAGUGAUCUCUUUAGUGCAUUAGAAAGGAAUUAGUGCCCUAAUAUUUAUAUACGAUGAUGUCAUUUUUCAUUUGGCAAGUCACUGUGGUCCAGAGCACCCAAGUUUAUUUUUUUAUGAGUAAAAUAAUUUCAUGUAUUUGAAGGAGCAUAGGGCAGUCUUUGCCUUUAUGAAUGUUUUCAUAUAUGGUAUUAAAAAGCUAUUUAUGGAUUAAGCUGAAAGUUAAUGUUUUUAUUGUUGUUGUUGUUUUUCCCCCCGUUUAUCCAAUUUGUAAGGGUAAUAUCAAAUAUCAAAUUGCACAUGUUACAUAGUUUAUCUUAAGUUUUCUUUUUAUUGUAGGAUAUAUACUUUGAUAGUCAGAUGUAGAGCAGUGUUUUGAAUAGUCCUGUGCAAGCUGCAAAAUGUGCAUAAGCAUUUCAGCGAGAACACGUGGACAUUUCUCACUUUUGCUGAGGACUAUUCCAUCUGAUUCAAGCUCUAUUUUUGAUAACAUGUUUUGCGCAAGUAAUGCACAUAGUUUCUUUAUCUUAUUCAUAAAAUGACAAAUGCUGUGCUCAUAUAUGUUCUGCAUGCUGAGGAAAUCCCAAAUGCUGUAUUUUACCGGAGAUAUGAGCUUUUUGAACAAACCACACAUUUUACUAUGGCUCCAUUUUAAAAGUUAGCAUUUGCACAAAUGGUGCAUGACAAACUAGGAUACUUUACAGAGAGAGAGAAAGGGACAAUUACACUGUUGGACUGCUGAACAGUGACACCAUAACCUCUUGCAGCACUUUGAUGGAAUAUCUGAUGCAUUUUUGAGGUCAAUUUGUGUCUAAAAGUUUGCGUGUCCAUUAAUUGAGAUGAUAUGUAAGAAUGCUGUAAAUAAAACCAUCAUUGUAUUUUA